Messenger RNA from Sphaeramia orbicularis (orbiculate cardinalfish), 3987 nucleotides. Its product is annotated as dipeptidyl peptidase 9-like. The record is from RefSeq and is a predicted model, not a curated record. Gene Ontology annotation, molecular function: serine-type peptidase activity; dipeptidyl-peptidase activity. Gene Ontology annotation, biological process: proteolysis. Lineage: Eukaryota; Metazoa; Chordata; Actinopteri; Kurtiformes; Apogonidae. The coding region runs from base 219 to 2897 and encodes 892 amino acids. The transcript has 21 exons.
GUUAACCAUAAUCUCUAACGUUUGAUUUCCGCGUUGCUAACACGUUAGCAUCGAGCUAGACUUCCUCUAUAAACUCACUUGCAUACCGUCAUUUAUCAGACCCCGAGCGUUUUUUCAGCAUUUUAACACAGAAGACUUUGUCACCGGGAGGAGGAAACCCUUCGACGGACUCCGGCAGAACGUGGUGUCAGGUUUGGUCCAGGGUCGUUGAACAGUUAAUGCACAAAGUAAAGAGGCUGAAAACUGAAGACAAAUCAGAAGACUGCCAGGAAAGCGUCAGAGUGGCACUGGCACAGAUGACGGGGGUGGACGAGCUCUCAGACAGCACAGAGGUGGUGGAGAUGGAGGAUGUGAAUCCAACACAGUUCAAUGUGGAGAAGCGUUCGUGGGAGGAUCUGCGGAAAAUCAUCCGCAACAGUCGCCAAAACAUGGGCGUGAUUGUCAGCAAGGCGCCGCAUGACUUUCAGUUCGUCACGAAGGACGAGGCCAGCUCGCACUCUCACCGUAUCUACUUCCUCGGAGUGCCUUAUACCACCAGGGACAACUCCUUACUCUACUGCGAUGUUCCAAAGAAGGUCCGCCAAGACUCUCUGCUGGUGCUGUCAUGGAAACCGAUGUUCAGUCAUUUUCAGACCAGUCCUCGGCACGGGAUCUUCUCCCGGGAGGAGGAGCUGCUGCGAGAGAGGAAGCGUUUGGGGGUUUUUGGCAUCACCUCCUAUGACUACCACGGAGCCUCCGGCCUCUUCUUGUUCCAGGCCAACAGCAAUCUGUACUACUGCAGUGACGGAGGAAACAACAGCUUCAUUACGGCUCCCACGAAGCCAGUAGAAAUCCAGAGCCAGAGUUCAGGAACCCGCAUGGACCCAAAGAUCUGCCCGGGACAUCCGGACUUCAUCGGCUUCAUCAACAACAACGACAUCUGGGUGUCGAACAUCAAGACGGGUGAAGAGAGGAGGCUCACGUUCUGCCAUAAAGGUAUUGAUAAUCCAAAAGAUGAUCCAAAGUCUGCCGGCGUGGCUACUUUUGUCACACAGGAGGAGUUCGAUCGGUUCACCGGAUACUGGUGGUCACCGGCUGCUCGGGAAGAACUGGACGGUGGUAAGACUCUGCAGAUAAUGUACGAGGAGGUGGAUGAAUCUGAGGUGGAGAUCAUCCAUGUCCCGUCUCCAGCGCUGGAGGAGCGUAAAACUGACGUGUACAGAUACCCACGAGCAGGCAGCAAGAAUCCUGUGAUAACUCUGAAAUUAGCAGAAAUCCUUAUAGACAAUCAAGGCACAAUCGUCAGCACACAGGAAAAAGAGCUGCCUGCACCUUUCACCAGCCUGUUUCCCACUGCUGAGUACAUCAUCAGAGCUGGAUGGACCAAAGAUGGCAAAUAUGCAUGGACAGUCUUGAUGGACCGGCGGCAGCAGAAUCUCCAGUUGGUCCUCCUGCCUCCCGCUCUGUUUGUCCCCGUGAAUCAGGACGAGUCGAGCCGACAGAAGAGUCUGGAGGCCGUGGGACACAACGUCCACCCCCUCAUCAUCUACAGAGAAAACAGCGACAUUUGGAUCAACGUCCAUAACAUCUUCUACCCGUUUAUCCAAACCAAUGAUGAGGAGUUCACCUUCAUCACAGUGAAUGAGUCCAAAACAGGCUUCUGCCAUUUGUAUAAGAUCACAUCAGUGUUACAACAGGGCAGUUACGACUGGGCCAAAGGCUACACACACUCUGAAGGUGACUUCCAGUGUCCGGUCAAAGAGGAGGUGACGUUGACCAGCGGCGAGUGGGAGGUUCUGGCCAAUCACGGAGCCAAGCGUUCGUCCUGUCCUCAGAUUUGGGUAAACGAGGCGACAAAGCUGGUUUAUUUCCAGGGAACCAAAGACUCACCUCUGGAGCAUCACCUGUACGUGGUGAGCUACGAGUCACCAGGUGAAAUAGUCCGACUCACCAAACCCGGCUUCUCUCACAGCUGCGCCGUCAGUCAGACCUUUGACAUGUUCGUCAGCCAUUACAGCAGUCUUACAGCCUCACCUUGUGUACACAUCUACAAACUGACGGGAUCAGACAGUGACCCUCUGCACAAAGAGCCACAGUUCUGGGCGAGCAUGAUGGAGUCUUCAACAUUCCAGUUUGACUAUAAUACUCCAGAGCUCUUCAGUUUUAAAGGGAAGUCGGGCUUCGACCUUUACGGCAUGUUGUACAAACCAACCGACCUGAAGCCCGGUGCCAAACACCCCACUGUUGUCUUCGUUUAUGGCGGUCCUCAGGUCCAGCUAGUGAACAACUCGUAUAAAGGUGUGAAGUACCUGCGUCUGACCACGCUGGCGGCGCUGGGCUAUGCCGUUCUGGUCAUCGAUGGACGGGGCUCCUGUCAGCGAGGACUCAAGUUCGAAGGAGCUGUGAAAGACAAGAUGGGUGAAGUGGAGAUCGAUGACCAGGUAGAGGGUUUACACUAUAUCGCAGAGAAGCACAAGUUCAUUGACCUGAGUCGAGUUGCCAUCCACGGAUGGUCGUACGGAGGAUUCCUGUCACUCAUGGGCCUCAUCCACAAACCCGACGUCUUCAAGGUCGCCAUUGCAGGAGCACCGGUGACGUUAUGGAUGGCCUAUGACACCGGUUACACAGAGCGCUACCUGGACACACCAGAGAAGAACCAGAAGGGCUACGAGUCUUGUUCUGUCGCUCUCCAUGUCAACAAACUGCCAAAUGAGCCCAACCGGUUGCUGAUCCUUCAUGGAUUUCUCGAUGAGAAUGUGCACUUUUUCCACACAAACUUCCUGGUGUCUCAGCUGAUCCGGGCAGGGAAGCCAUACAGCCUCCAGGUUUAUCCCAAUGAGCGACACAGCAUCCGAUGUCCAGAGUCUGGAGAACAUUAUGAAGUUACGCUGCUGCACUUCCUUCAGCAAAACCUCUGAUAAGCCUCUGCACACGCUCAGCUUUCCUCCGCUUCUUCCUACCUUCCUCUACCUGCAUCCUGUUUCCUUUCUCUGUCUGAACAGCCAUCACCAACCUCGUCCCAGGUUAUAAAACCACCAGAGCGCUGAGUAAAUAAACCGCAACACACCUCAGUCACCGUCUGUCAGGCGGAAAGGUGCUGUAGAUUAUUACCACAUUUAUAUCCACACAUCAGAACGGUCACAGUAAAAACAUCUUUGUUUUACAGUGGAGGGAAAAAUACUAAAGGGCUUUAAGCUCUAUGAUCAAUAGAGGGCGCUGUUUACCCAGAACAAACAGGGCUGUAGCUUUUCAGAUUCAGAUCAUGACUUAAAAAAAAAACAAAAAAAACCACACUGAAUCACAAUGUGACAGUGAUGAUAUUAUAGUUGAAAUGCAGCUUAAUGUACCUUUUAUGCAAAUAGAACAGAGGGACCUCCUUGGAAUAAACUUUUUGGGACCCAACUGACAAAGUCACCAGAUACGUUUCUGUCAGUGAAUAAACACUGGAGUCGAGAUUGAAAACCUGAAAACUCUGUAACAAACGUACAAGUGAGCUCUUCACCUCAUUUUUUUUCCUAUUCUUUAAUUGCUUCGAGAUGGACUUUUUUAUGUGUUGUGCCAUAAUUUGGCAGAAGAGUAAGAAAAAUGCCAGAUUUUAUCAUGCAUUACUGGUAUAUAUAAAUAUAUAUAUAUAUAUAUUUUAUGUAUUCUUAUGCAGUUUAAAGAGUGGAUAAACGUAGUCGUCUGUCGCUGUCACUUGCGGGCUUUAAUUCUGCUGGGAGCUUGUUUUUCUUCUGCUGCUGAAGGACUUUAUCUGACUCUCAGAUUGGUUUUGCACGUUUUACAUGUUUGCCUUGGCGUUGACAAACCGAAGAUGUUGAUGUUGGACGAAUCUGCGGCUGCGUGAGGUGCCUUUUAGAGCAUAGAGGAGCAUCGGGUCAUUUCCAGUCGUAUAUCAGGGAGUCCGAGGACCUACAACAAGAACAUGCCUUGUUACACACUGUCUGUGUCUGACGACCAUCUGUAGGAUGAGCAACCAUGAGAAGAAGAAAUAAACACAACCUUUUU